AUGUAUAGUCCACUGUUUGGAAAAGGUGGCUCCACAGAGAUAAAACAGAUUUUAACUCAGGUAGAAUAUGACACUGCCUUUAUUCACACUUAUUCCACCAUCUCAAUGGAAAUAGAAAAAAUUAUUAAGAAGCAUUGGGGGAUUUUUAAGGUGAAUGAAGAAACAAAACGUUUUAUACCUGAUACACCAAAAUUUAUUAGAAGAAGGGAUACAAACUUGAAAGAAAUAUUUGAAAGAGCGGACACUGGAAAUGAUAGAAUAAAAAACAAGAAACUAGGCACAUUUAAAUGGGGAACUUACAAUCAGUGCAGUUAUACAAUUUUAAGUUUCCAGUAUGCAAAAUUAACAGUUUCUUUAGAGAUGAAAAUCUACCACCUUCUCCAUUUCUGCAUCCCUUCACAGCCUCCACAGUCUGUCUGCAGUGAGCCUUGUGCUUCAGGAUACAGGAAGGCUACUCGCCCAGGACAGCCAGUCUGCUGCUUUGACUGUAUACCUUGUUCAAAGGGUGAGAUCACUAAUGAGACAGAUACCAGUGACUGUAUGAAGUGCUCAGAAGAACUAUGGUCAGAUGAGAAGAGAGAGAAAUGCAUCCCCAAAAUGACUGAAUUCCUUUCCUUUGAGGAGAACCUAGGUUCAGUAUUAACUAGUUUAUCAGUAUCUGCCUCAUUACUAGCCACAUGCAUUCUUUAUAUCUUCGUAAAGUUUCAGUACACUCCGAUUUACACUCCGAUUGUCAGAGCUAACAACCGCGCCAUCAGUUACCUUCUUCUUACUGCACUCCAGCUGUGCUUUCUCUCAUCGCUGAUAUUUAUUGGACAACCAGUGAAAUCCAGCUGUCUUCUCCGUCAGGUCUCUUUUGGCAUCAUCUUCUCCAUUUGUGUCUCUGCUGUCUUAUCCAAAACCAUCAUUGUCAUUAUUGCCUUUAAUGCCAGAAUGCCAUCCAGCAAACUCCGGAACUGGGUCGGAUCCAGAUGGGUACCCAUUUCCAUUGUUGCCUAUGGUUCCCUGUUUCAAGUUAUUAUAUGCUCAGUCUGGCUUACUAUUGGUUCACCAUUCCCACAGAAAGAUAUGAACUCAGAAGAAGGAAAAAUCAUAUACAAGUGUAAUGAAGGCUCAAUAGUCAUGUUUUACGUUAUGUUAGGAUACUUAGGGUUGCUUGCAAGUAUCUGCUUUUUAUGUGCUUUUUUGGCUAGGAACUUACCAGACAGAUUUAAUGAGGCAAAACAUAUUACAUUCAGCAUGCUUGUUUUUCUUACUGUUUGGCUUUCAUUUAUCCCAGCGUACAUGAGUGCAAAGGGGAAAUAUAUGGUUGCUGUAGAGAUAUUUGCCAUUUUGGCUUCCAGUACUGGGUUAAUCACAUGUAUAUUUAUUCCUAAAUGUUAUAUCAUUUUGGUAAGGCCUGAUAUGAAUACAAGGGAAAAGUUAACUGACAAACAAUGA
Protopterus annectens (West African lungfish) is the source of this 1440-nucleotide messenger RNA. Its product is annotated as vomeronasal type-2 receptor 26-like. The transcript is spliced from 4 exons. Lineage: Eukaryota; Metazoa; Chordata; Ceratodontiformes; Protopteridae. Gene Ontology annotation, molecular function: G protein-coupled receptor activity. The record is from RefSeq and is a predicted model, not a curated record. The coding region runs from base 1 to 1440 and encodes 479 amino acids. Gene Ontology annotation, cellular component: membrane. Gene Ontology annotation, biological process: G protein-coupled receptor signaling pathway.